Trichoplusia ni (cabbage looper) is the source of this 1227-nucleotide messenger RNA. RefSeq names its product alpha-ketoglutarate-dependent dioxygenase alkB homolog 7, mitochondrial. Gene Ontology annotation, biological process: DNA damage response; fatty acid metabolic process. Lineage: Eukaryota; Metazoa; Arthropoda; Insecta; Lepidoptera; Noctuidae. The transcript has 4 exons. Gene Ontology annotation, cellular component: mitochondrial matrix. The record is from RefSeq and is a predicted model, not a curated record. The coding region runs from base 102 to 860 and encodes 252 amino acids.
AUGACAGUGACAGUAGGCUGACAUUUGAUGUCAGUGUCAUUUAGAAAAAUCAAAGAGAAAAAACAAUAUUUGCAUUUUAUUGAGUUUUCCUCAGGAAGAAAAUGCGUUUUUUAACGAUAACUUUAUUGAAAAACUGUAAAUUUAAGUCAAGCAUAAGGACAGCCCAGCGGUCACUGAGCAGUUUACUGAAUCCUGAUGUCGCACCCAUUACAGGUGACCCCAAUCUCCUGCAGUUUAGUCCAACAUGGAAGGAAACAGAAGAAGAAAAGUUACGGGCCACCAUCCUGCAGGAUAUGCAGGUGUACCCAGAAUUUAUCACAGAACGGGAGGAAAUCGCUUUGUUAAAUGAGUUGGAGCCACAGCUAAGGCGCAUGAGAUAUGAGUUUGAUCACUGGGAUAAUGCGAUCCAAGGCUACCGCGAGACCGAGCGCAGUCAAUGGACGGAAGAGAAUUCUGUGGUGUUGUCGCGAGUACGCGGCCUGGCCUUCGGCGCGGACGGCGAGACGCUGCCGCACGUGCACGUGCUGGACCUCGCCGCCGCCGGACACAUCAAGCCGCACAUCGACGCCGUGCGGUUCUGCGGCGACGUGAUCGCGGGGCUGUGCCUGGUGUCGAGCGCGGUGAUGCGGCUGCAGCACGCGGCGCGGCCCGCGCUGGCGGCGGACGCGCUGCUGGCGCGGCGCGCGCUGUACGUCAUGCGCGGCGCGGCGCGCUACGACUUCACGCACGCGGUGCUGGGCGGCGCCGCCAGCUGCUGGCGCGGGGAGCCGCUGCCGCGCCAGCGCCGCGUGGCCGUCAUCUGCCGCAGCCGCCCGCGCCGCGACCUGCCGCCCCCGCCCGGGAAGGACGGCUGCGUCUAACGGCGGCCCAGCGACGACCACAUGGCGCGAUAUCUUGAGAUAGGUGCGGAUUACGCUUUCACUGCAGUAUUUUCCAUGUUACUGUAUUCCUGUUUUUUGUAUUGUGACCACAAACUAGUCAAAACCAUUCCCUUAUUUAAUUUGCGACUUAGACGACCAUUGUUUUAUGUAAUAUUAUAGGGUUAUGUAACAACCAAUUUUUAUAUUAGAUGAACAUUUAUAAAUGCACAAACACAAAUUUUCAUGAUUUUGAUCAUGCUAGUGUUCCUACUUAAAACAUUGUGAUAUUGUUAGUUGACAUUCAGGUAUUUUUACAUGACUUUUAGUAAUAUAAAGUUGUUAUAAUAAAGUAUUAUUGUUGUUGGAA